Molecule: messenger RNA, 1599 nt
Organism: Lasiodiplodia theobromae
Lineage: Eukaryota; Fungi; Ascomycota; Dothideomycetes; Botryosphaeriales; Botryosphaeriaceae
Product: MFS transporter
Exons: 6
Coding region: 1-1599 (532 amino acids)
Biological process (GO): transmembrane transport
Molecular function (GO): transmembrane transporter activity
Source: RefSeq, a predicted model, not a curated record
AUGUCUCCCGUCGGAACCCGCGGAGACCGCGCGCCCGGUGAUGUUCUCCUGAUCCAUGAACACGCGGACGAAUCGCACAGUUUUGUGUACUUUCCUGUUCCUUCGGACGAUCCCAACGACCCUCUUAACUGGAGCUUGUGGCGCAAGACGCUGAACUAUGGGCUGGUGUCUGCGCAGAGCGUUGCCGUCUUCACGGCUUUAUCGACUCAGACAAGCUUUUGGCAGCAGAUGUCGCCCGAUAUGGGCCUCAGUUUCGAGCAGCUCAACAACGCCCAAUCGGCAAAUCUGGCUGGCUUGGCGGUGGGAUGUAUCUUCUUCAUCCCUUUGACCAAGAAGUAUGGCCGUCGCUCGACUUACGUGGUGUCGACCGCAGUCAUGGCUGCCGUGUCUUGGUGGUCGACUUACAUGGAAACACAGGCGGAACUUAUCCUAACGAAUCUGUUCUACGGAUUGGCAGGUGCGACGAACGAGACUAUCGUGCAAGUGACGAUAGCGGAUAUGUUUUUCCUCCACCAGAGGGGCACAGCGAAUGCUUUUUAUCUCACCGCAGUCAUGAUUGGUAGCUUCUUGACUCCCAUGGCGGCAGGUGUUCAAGCCGAGUCUCAGGGGUGGAGAGCUUCAUAUUUUGCCUUGGCCAUUUCUCUGACGAUCCUGUUCGUGCUCUUCCUGUUCGGGUACGAAGAGACGAAGUAUGUUCCCGUCCUACAAGGCAUCCCUACGACCACUUCCGGGGAAACAGAGAGCCCACCGUAUAAAAACGACGACACCAAAAACCCUGCCGACACGACCACCCUAUCCUUCAACGAAUCAACCAGCAACCCAUCUACCUCCACCACCCCGCAGCCAUCCUCCUACCGCCACCGUCUCCGCUGGACCACGCCCACCUCCGAAAGUCUCUGGAAGACGGCCUACUUCCCAGCGCACGUCCUGCUGCUGCCGCACGUCCUCUUCGCAGCGCUGCAGUACGCAGCGGGCGUCGUGUGGCUGGUGAUCCAGGCCUCCAUUAUCUCCAUCGUGUUCUCGGCGCCGCCGUACAACUUCACGUCGGCCGGCAUCGGCCUGAUGAAUCUCGGGCCCUUCGUCGGCAACCUGAUCGGCAGCUUUUACACGGGCGUGCUGAGCGACCGCUCCGUGCGCUGGCUGGCCCGCCGCAACGCCGGCGUCUUCGAGCCCGAGAUGCGGCUGUACCUGCUGCCGCUGCCCGCGCUGCUGAUGGCGGGGGGGAUUGUCAUGUUUGGCGUGACGGCUGACCGUGGCAUGCACUGGAUCUACCCCUCCCUCGGCGGCGCCUUUUUCGCCUUCGGCCUCGGCGCCAUCGGCGACGCCGCCUUCACGCUCGUCAUCGACGCGCACCGGCCCCUGACGGCCGACGCCUUCGUCGCCAUCACCUUCGUCCGCAACGCCGUCAGCAUCCCCAUCCCCUUCGCCAUCACGCCGUGGCUGGAGAGCGCCGGGCUGACGAACAUGUUCGUCACUUGCGGCGUGAUUUCGUUGGUGGUGAGUUUGUUGUUCGUGCCGGUGGUGGUGUGGGGGCGGAGGUGGAGGGUCAGGUUGGCGGGGAGGUGUGAGGGGUUGGUGGGGAGGCAGCAGGGGAGUUAG